Molecule: messenger RNA, 4379 nt
Organism: Carcharodon carcharias (great white shark)
Lineage: Eukaryota; Metazoa; Chordata; Chondrichthyes; Lamniformes; Lamnidae
Product: forkhead-associated domain-containing protein 1-like
Exons: 31
Coding region: 204-4265 (1353 amino acids)
Molecular function (GO): protein binding
Source: RefSeq, a predicted model, not a curated record
UCCUUCCCUCUCUCCACCUCCCUGCGAUCUCUCUCUCUCUCUCUCUCUCUGUCUGGGGGGUGGAGCUGUUGUUUCCAUGGAGCUGGCUGAACGCGGCUUCAACACAGACAGAGAGACGGAGAGAGACCCGGGGGAACCGGCCGCCGGCAAAUGAGAUCUGGACAAACGGUGCGAGAGCCCGGCCAGCGGGUCCCGCAACCCAUAUGUUAGGCAGUGGCAUGAAGGGUUAUCUAAAAAGCUCCAAUGGGACCUACGCACUUAAAGCAAAGACAACAACCGUCGGGCAACUUGAGGAGUCUGAUCUGUGUUUGCAGAAUGGAGGGAUUGAAGAUCAUCAUGCUCUGAUCAAGUUGAGCGACUCUGAGAACUGUUUCGUUCUCCAGGACCUGAACUCCUCCAACGGGACUUUUGUUAAUGACUGUCGUAUCCAGAAUGCAGCGGUACGACUGGCACCAGGAGACGUGCUACGUUUUGGGGUUGGGGGUGACACUUACGAGCUGGUGGCGGAGACUGUUCCUUCGGUGUUCUGUCCUCCAGUCAGUCAGCGAUCAGUGUGGCCUGGGCACCUUCAGCUAAUCGAGGACUCAAAGCCCUACUCUUGCCCUGUUGCAGCCUCUCAGCUUCCUGCACUGUCCACUCAGAGCUCCACAAGUGCGCCGAACGGAUGGAUUCAAGGAGGCAGUGCAGCAGUUCCCCACCCACCCCUGAGAAAGCGGGCAGUGAGUGCGGGCAGCAGGCGGGUGACUGGCAGCUACCCCACUGACAUCAGCAGCAGCCCACCCGCUGUCAGACGAGGAGCCUGGACUAACACCCCAGGUCGAUCUGUGGGAAAUGGGGUUCCUAUAUUUACUCCUCAGACUCUGGAAAUGCUCCUACCUGAGAAGGAGCAUCAAAUCCUCAGAAUGGGGGAUGAAAUCAGCCGCCUAGUUAUUUUUGAAAGUGAGUCCAAGCAUAAAGACGCCAUCAUUAUCAGCCUGCGCAAUGAAGUCGCCGCCUUGAGACAACAAUUAGCCCAGACGAGUCCCAGCCAGAAUGACCUGGAAAUCACUCAGCAAUUGGUAACACUCGGCUGCGACAUCGAUGCUAAACAGGAGCAAAUCGAAAAACUGAAAGAAGAGAUUACCAAGCUUCAGAAGGGCUCCAGUGAGGUGAUGCGGCAUUCUCUGACUGAGAGAGAUCUGGAGAUCACUAAACUGAAAAAUGAAAUUGGAAAGCUGAAGAAGGACAACAAUAUUAUCACAGGACUGGUGACCAGCUUACAGCGUGAGAUCACUGACAAAGAUCAAAAACUGCUGCGGGUAAACUCGGAGGGAGAGAAACUGAGGAAAGAAAUCCAAGACAAAGAUGGUCAGUUGGCAGCCAUGUCAGCCAAGUUUUCUAGAAUGAGAGAAACCAGGGACAACCAGGAAGAGCUGGUGAGCAAAGAGAAGGAACUGGUGACCCACAGGCAUAAUGUGAAACAACUGGAGAGUCGAAUGAAGGAGCUGGAGUCUGAGGUCAAGCUGCUCCGCAGUCAACAGGAUGACAUGAAGAGCAAUAUGUCUGAGGAGAAGCGGGCCCAAGAACAGCUCCAGGAUGAGCUGGAGAGGACCAGGCUACUGCUUCAGGAGAUGGGCCGAAGGGAGCGACUGGUGAGGGUCAAUCUGGAGCAGGCCCAAGCCAAGCUGGAGCGAUUCCGAAGUCGAAUCAUGCAGACCACAUACACUGCUCCAGGAGUUCAAUCUCCUGAAGAGGCUCUUUCAGAUGAGCAGGUGAUUGAGCAGAUGAAGCAGAUUAUCGAUGAGCGGGCGGAGUUGAAGGAGAAACUGCAGGAUGAGCUGGGUUUGAAAGUCUUGGAAGAGGAGGAGCGGCUCACCAGCGCGGAGAGGCUGAGGAGAGCACUGGAAGAGACUGAGGCUGCUCUGCAGACUGACUUUGGGACCCAUGUGAAGAAAGAGCUCGAGACACUGCAAGAUCUCUCUGUUGACCAGACUCUUCUUUGGGUGCAGAAAGCCAUCACUGGCAUUUUAAGUAGUACGUUGUCGUGGCAACAGCAGUCGGAGCAGAGCCUAUUGGACGCUGGGAUAGAUACAUCAAGCAGUGAAGGAGGGGUCAUUGGAUGUUUUCAGCUGCUGCAGGAGAAGCUUCACACGGCAGAGGAACAGAUAAAAACAUUGCAGGAGCAGGUGGAUCGGGUGCAGACCUCCUGGGAUAGCGAGAAACAGGAGCAGCUGAACGAGUUGAGGGCGGAGUGUGAGCGACAGAUGACAGAGGAAAUUAGAUGUUCGCAGGCAGAGAUUCAGGAACAGCAUGACCGGCUGGCUGAGGCGAUGGCUCUAGAGAAGGAGAGGGGAAUGGAAGCAGUGGAGGAGGAGAAGAGGAGGCGUGAGGAGACUGAGCUCCAUCUCAAAGAACUGAGGGAGAGUGCAAAGGUGAAAUGUCAAGAGGCGGAGACUCUGAAACUGCAGCUGAGCAACACAUCACAAGCACUGGAGGAAGCGAGGAAAGUUGAGGGCGAUUUGCGAGAGGAGCUGGCAGCCCAGCAGAGACAUCAGAAAGCCAAGACCAAGGGCCUUGAGGAUCGAAUUGAACUCGAGAGGCGCGGCCACCUGGGUGAGCUCGCCGAGUUCAAGGAGCAGAUCCGGCAGCACUCGCGGACAAUCGUGGCUCUGGAGGAGAAGCUGCUCACCGUUACUAAACAGCACCAGGUGGCAGAGGAGGAAAGAGGGAUCCUGUCGGGCAAACUGAGGGAGGCCAAGAAGAAGCUGGAAGAGCAGGAAAGGAAUCAUACAGUAAGACAGCCUGUCCAGGCACCAUCUCCAGUGGUAGCACCAAUCGUGCCUGACACACACAUCCAGCAACAGGCCUGUGCCUUACUCCAGAAUGAGCUAGCAGAGACUCGGAUGCAAGUCCUGGCACAGCAAGAUAUUAUCCUCGGACUGAGAAGGGAUCUGGCCGGAGCAAAUGCCAGGAUGUCAGACCUGGCGGGAGAGCUGAGUGAGAAGCAGAAAGUGGAGCUCGAGCAGAACCAAGCGAUGGUGAAGAGUCAGGCGAUGGAGCUGAACACUCUGCAGCAACGGCUGGUCAAGAUGUCCCAGCUGGUGGACAUGAAGAACGAAGAACUCCAAAGCAGAAAUGUAGAGUUGAGGACCUGUAAGGAGAAGCUGGAAAAGCAGAAAGUGGCAAGGAAGGAGAAGGCGAUGCAGUGUGAGGAACUACAGCAUGAGCUCGAUGAACGAGAAAGCCAGCAACACCAGCUCUCUGUGCACAGUGAGGAUAAGGUGAACUCUGAAGUUGUGAUGCUCGCGGCACAGUGCAAAGGUCACCGACAUGAGGAGAUCAUUCAGCGACAGCGUGAAGCACUGGCUGAGUUACGAACCAGGAUCAGGGAGCUGGAAAGGACUCACACUUCUAGAAUCAGCCAGGAGCAGGCCUCACAGCACCUGACGAUUCUGAAGAAGGAGCUGACAGAUCUGAAGGCCUGUCGAGCGCACAGCGGUGAUGACUCCUUCCGCAACUCCUCGCAGGGCAAUGAUGAAGCUAAACUGAAGCGAAGGGAUGACUCUUUCGCCAUUUCUGAAGCCUCGAUCAAUAGGACAGCACGGUUGGAAAUGUCUGAGGCCUUGGACCUGAGCGAGAGGACGUAUCUGGACCUGGUGAAGGCUCUUUCCAGCCUGCUCGACAUGAAGGAGCUUUCGGGGUCACUCUCAUUGAAGCAUGUUCCGCCGGAUGAGAGGGAGAAGCUGGGGAAAGCACGGCAAAAGAACAUGGAGCUGCUGAACAGCCGAGUCACUCAGCUGAAGAGUCAGCUGGAGAGGAAAGAUGAAUUGCUGGGUGGAUACGAGAAAGACCUGCAGCAGCUCAGAAGGUCACAGGUCACUCUGAACAAACAACAGGCCGAUGUGCAGAGCUUACAGGAGCAGCUGCUGAGACAGACUGAGGAGAACAACCUGAUCCAUGAGUCCAUGGAGCGAAUGCAGGCGCGCCUUGACCAGGAGAAGAGACUGAACAAAGCCAUUAAGCAGCACAAGACUUUUCACUUGGAACAGUUUGAAAGAAGAGCUACAAAGUCCCCAUCUCACUGCUGUGUGAAGGAGGACAUUCAUGGCAAGACCGAGGCUCGGAAGAAGGUGAUGCAGGAGAAGCUGAAGAAGAAAGAUUAUGAGAUUAAAACUCUGAAGAGAGAGCUAAGAAAACAGGACCAAGAGUUAUGUGACACUACCACGCAGCUUGUCAACCUCCAGAACUCUCUGGAGAUGAAGCAGAGGCAGCUCCCCGAGGAGUGAGGGAUGGAUCAUUCCAGAAUAUGCUGAAGCCUCCACACACACACAGAAUCACAGCACACCCUGGGAAAUCCUUUUCCAUUUUACAAAAAGCCCAUGUCUCCACUGUUUCUUUAA